AUGCCAAAAACAAAAUGCACAACUGUAUUUUUAUUUUUGUUCUACUUAUUUUUACUAAAAGAAAAUGAGAGUAAAAUUACACAAAGUAUAGUCUACAAUCGGCUACCCAAUGAAUUACUUGAUGAGGCAAGGAAGUUUGGAGCUAAAGGUCAGGAUUGUCCUAAAUGUUUUUUCCCCCAAAUUAUUUUUUUUUCAGCCUACAAAAAUUUCCUGUUCGCCACUGAAAAUGCAACAUCAAGAGAGAGAAUGAAUGUAUAUGAAGACUAUUUCAUGGAGUGUAACACGUUGGGACAUGAACGAGCGGAAAGAGUUUUUCAGUCGGUUUACAACACGAAGCUUACAAAAGAUAUGAAACUUCUUUUAACUCUUGGCUUCAACUCCUUUGCUGCUAGAUUCGUUUCCAUGGAAGCUGACACUUUCAAAGACGGGCUUCGUCAACUGUGUGAGAAAUACGAAAUGCAACUACAGUGUCAAUAUGGAUUUGGCGAGUCCAGAACCGCGAUUUAUUGGAGACUGGACGACUUGAAAAACACCGAUGGUAACCUGCGCAUCUUACUCGACAGACAAUGCCCGGAACCGGAUAUUGAUAAUACGGUGUAUCAUUGUUUUUCAACUGGCGUUGGGGAAUACACCAAGCCGUGUUUUGAGGAAAUGCUGGCCUACAACUAUACGCGGUAUUCAGCGGGGAGAAGAAUAGCAAGAACACAUAUCAAAGCGACAAAAGAAGUAGCAGAGCUCACUGCUAACAAGGAUUUGGAAAACGACGAUGAUCAGUUCCUGUCAAUGAAAGAACACGUUCAAUCCAUCUUCGGUAAAGCGCUUCGAACAAUCGCCGACAUUGAAGGUGAAAAGUGUGAAGCUUUGGAGAAAGUGCUAAAAUGUGUCAUGCCACGUGUUGAGGAAAAAUGCGGAAGAGAAGCUGUCGACAUCAUGCAAUCCAGUAUUCUCGUGGGAUACCUCUCAAUUCAGCGUCGAGAACCAUUGGCUUCCCAGUUCAAAGGAUUCAAUGUGGAAUCUAGUAAAAAAUGUUUGAAGCUCCACGAACAUAUUGAAUAA
Molecule: messenger RNA, 1056 nt
Organism: Caenorhabditis briggsae
Lineage: Eukaryota; Metazoa; Nematoda; Chromadorea; Rhabditida; Rhabditidae
Exons: 7
Coding region: 1-1056 (351 amino acids)
Source: RefSeq, a predicted model, not a curated record